This is a messenger RNA of Phytophthora nicotianae INRA-310, 102 nucleotides long. RefSeq lists its product as hypothetical. Bases 1 to 102 code for a protein of 33 amino acids. Lineage: Eukaryota; Oomycota; Peronosporomycetes; Peronosporales; Peronosporaceae. The transcript has a single exon. The record is from RefSeq and is a predicted model, not a curated record.
AUGUCCGUGGGCAAGCUUCUGAACCCGCCGGACGAGAGCACAACUGCAGAAGAUCCCACAGAUGACGACUCUGUGGAGUUGGCGACCAAGAACUGGCUGUAG